AUGAUAGAAGUUGAGUACUACGACCAGAAAGUCGUAAAGCGUCACUAUCCCAGAGAGGUAGAUAGUUUAACCGGACGUCUUCAUUUCCACUUCGAUGCUGAUCCAAACCUUUUUCUCGUCAAAAACAACAUUGCGAUUCAUUUCACGAUCGAACUUGACAAGAACUACAUCCCCUGCAAUGGAUUCGCAAGCAAACAGUUUGGAAAAACAGAAGUUGCCGUGAAUUCUCAGAUAAUUGAUAACUCCAAUUCAAACGCGCAUUAUAUGCUAGCUGAUUAUUUGACAAAGCUGACAAACUACGAUCCUCAAUAUGUGAUGACUGCUUUCCAGAUCGAAGGGUACUAUGACGAGUACAAUUUUGAGACACUUGCGACAGAUGCGGCUAAGGAAGAAAUCAGAGACGGUAGGAGACCAGGCUGCUUUGUCAACUCCGAUGGGAAUUAUGUUUACGAACUCAUCUUCUUACCUACUCACGGAUUCUUCCUUGAAAAUAAACCUCUUCCUCUCAACACUGAUCUAUCACUGACGCUCUACCGUCUAAAGCAUGAGUUCUCUACAAUUUUUAUUGGAAGCGACCCAAAUGAUAAGUUGCCGGCUGGAGAAGCUCUCAAAAUAACAGAUGCCUAUGCAAUGGUUGAAUAUGUGUCCUCUACAAGCUUGAGAAAUCAUUUUGCGAGAAUCAAAUCAAAACCGAUCUCCUACAAAUUCAAUGACACUAUGAUAAAGACAAUGGCUUUACCAAAAGGUCGUAAGCAAGUUCAGCUUCUCAAUGUUACUGGUGGAAAUACUCCCGCGUACAUGUUCUUUGGACUCAUCAAAACAGAUGCCUUGUUUGGAUCGGAUGCUUUUGAGUCCACAAAUUUCAGUUUUCAUCAGGAUCUUACUCAAAUAAACGUCACAUUAAAUGGGCAGUCGCUCCAUGGAUAUCCUCAGAAAAUCACGAAUCAGUAUCCAAUUCUCCCUUAUUGGAAAUUUCAAAAUGCUCUUGGAAGAAUCUCUCAAAGCAACUUGUCUUAUGUGACAUCCAUGGAUGCGUACAAGAGCAAUGCAAUUUUCGCUCAUGAAUUUGAGGGCGAGGAAAUAUCACAAGGAUGGCUCUCCUUCACAUUCGAUUUCAACAAACCACUAGAUGACGACGAUGACUAUCACAUUGUUAUAUGGUCAAUUGUGUCUGUCAAACUUACGAUUGACGAACAUAAACAAGUCGAAAAAACGUUAUUGUAA
Molecule: messenger RNA, 1224 nt
Organism: Oikopleura dioica
Lineage: Eukaryota; Metazoa; Chordata; Appendicularia; Copelata; Oikopleuridae
Source: the annotation of a GenBank genome assembly